Molecule: messenger RNA, 3430 nt
Organism: Scophthalmus maximus (turbot)
Lineage: Eukaryota; Metazoa; Chordata; Actinopteri; Pleuronectiformes; Scophthalmidae
Gene: cplx3b
Product: complexin 3b
Exons: 3
Coding region: 445-915 (156 amino acids)
Biological process (GO): regulation of neurotransmitter secretion; neurotransmitter transport; synaptic vesicle exocytosis
Cellular component (GO): terminal bouton; SNARE complex
Molecular function (GO): syntaxin binding
Source: RefSeq, a predicted model, not a curated record
AUGCCGACGCGCGCCAUGCGAGCGCACACCCAGUCCGGCGGUGCCUGGGAUUGGGCGGAGGGAGUGGUGGCUGCGGACGCAGUCUCGGGAUUGGCAGAGUUCACCGCCAAACUUGUUGACUCAUAACCGAGCCGCUCCCCUCCAUCCUUCACGGCGCAGAGCUGUCCACUGCCAGUGGUGCUGAAGCUGCCACCUACCCGAGGGCGCCGUUGGAGCAAUUUCCAUCUUUUCUUCUUUCUUUUUUUCUCGUUCGCGGUUUCAUCCACACGUCGAGCUUUUUAAAAAGUGACAUUGCUCCCGAACGACAUCCUCCAGGCGUCGCGUUUAAGCGCCACUCCAGCGUCCGGAUUUCCAUCCGCCUCCGCCGCUCUUUCCGAGAGCGCGUCGAGCCCUCAACUUCUCAGCCGUCAGAGAGAGAGAGAGGACGCUCCCGAGUGCGCAGCCAUGGCUUUCAUGGUGAAACACAUGGUGGGAGGACAGCUGAAGAACCUGACGGGCGGGCUGACGGAGGAGAAACCCGAGGCGGAGAAAACAGACGCCGGCGCGCAGGGGAUGACCCAAGAGGAAUUUGAACAAUACCAGCAACAGUUAGAGGAGGAGAAACAAGAACGAGAAGCACAGUUUGCCCAGAAGAAAGCUGAGAGAGCUACAGUUAGAACUCAUUUCCGGGAAAAGUACCGAUUACCAAAGAAUGAGACAGAUGAGACCCAGAUCCAGCAGGCGGGCGACGACGUGGAGCUGCCCACGGAGCUGGCCAAGAUGAUUGCUGAAGACAACCAGGAGGAGACGCACAAGCAGUCGGUGCUGGGCCAACUGUCCAACAUCCAGAACGUGGACAUCGACCAGCUGAAAGACAAAGCCCAGGCCACACUGGAAGACCUGAAAAAGCAGACGGAGAAUUGCAGUCUCAUGUGAUGUGGCCAACUCUGCGCCCCAAAGGAUCAGAGUUUUACUCGUGCAAAUAGUUGUUGUUUUUUUCAGAGGCAGAGCUGCUCUAGAGAUAGAAAUAUUCUUGUUGCUUCUGUGGAAUGUCAGUUGGCAGAGCCACAUAAUAACAGUUAUUCUAGCCGUGCAAAGUUGGAAAGACGCCCCGCCGAAAAGAGGGUAAAAGACGAGGCGGCUGAUAUUUUGCAAUCUGGGGCUCAUACUACUAAGUAGAAGGAAACUAGCUUUUUUUGCCAUAGCGUCAUCUAAGCGAGCUAGUUUGACGAGUGUACCCGUUGCCCUUCAAAUAUCCUAUAAGUCGUGAAUGUCAUUCAUAUAUUUUUACUGAAAUUCGCUGAGUUGCACUCUCAAAGCCUGCGGUUCUUUGGCUCCUCCUAUUGAUUCAACCGACAAGAUUAUAUCUGCAUUCAGGACAACUCCUCCUCUGAGAAAACGUUAUCCAGUGUAUCAAAUCCUUUCGGUCCCCAAACUCCCCCCGUGUGUCUGAACCUCAUGUGACCUGUGAUAACACGAUAUGAUCCUGCAGCAGAGGUCUCAGUGUGUGAGUGUGUGUGUGUGUGUGUGUGUGUGUGUGUGUGUGUUUUAUUGCUUUCAAACACACAGAGCAGCGGCGAAUUUCACAGAACACUCAUCAGUAAAAUCCGCCGCUUUGUUGGAAAGAGAAAAAACACAUACACAACACUGACGCUGACCCAUGUCAGGAAGUCACAUGUGUGUGCUAUGUUGGAUGCAGGGAAUUGGAGAAUUUAUUUUAGGAUGAAUAAAAUGAACAAGCCAUUUGUGGAUUUGUUUACAUUUCACGUACAAAAGCACAAAACCUUGAAAUGGCCAAUAUUCAUCUAGAGCAACAAGCCAGGCUGAUCGUUGUUGUAAGUAGCUUACUAAUGCUGGCGCCCUGGUGCCCAGACAAAAGCUCCUUUCAACAUUAGUUUUAAUAUUUUCCUGAACAUAUCAUUACACAGGCGUUUGUAGCUUUUCUCCGUACUUCAGCGUGCCUUGGACGUCCGCACAAGGCUGUCUCCUUCACAGCUUCAAGCUCCCUGUAAGCUACGUUUUACAAAAACGGGCCUUCUUGUUUGCUCCUGCGGGGACUUUCUGUUUUUAUCAAGUUGAAAUACAGUCAACCAAACAGUGUUUGCUGCAUUUUAUAAGCUAAUACAGAAAAGUGUGUAAAAUAACUCUGUUCCCAAAUUUAACCUGGCAUCAAUACCAACCACAUUUAGGGAGUAAAUCUGUUUUUGUGCCGUGUCCAGGGGGACAAAAAAAAGAGCGAAAAGCUGCUCGGAUACGAGAAAUGUAAAUGCUUUAGAAGUUGCAUUCCAAAGGAAAAGGCAUCAAUAUGUCCGACUGUGUCACUGAAGUGGUGUGUAUAAAUCCACAUACAAACAUUUAUGUUGCGUAAGAUGUAAAUGUAUGUCCUGUUUGCCUAUAAUGUCAACAGCGGGCCGUCGCUCGCUAUGCUGUCAUCGCCUCGCUGGGUCUCGUGGUGUUGUCGACCGUCGCGUGACCUUUGACCCCGUCCCCCACCUGACCGACCCCCGCGCCCUCGCUGGUGAUGUUUUUGUGCUGGUGCAUUUUGUGCUGUUUAGACGACGUGAUGCGUCAAGUGGUGUCUUUGUGGAACCCUGGUCCUGAGGCUGAGAGCGCCGGUGGUCGCGUCACCGCCGCGUUCGGGCCUCUGCUGUGUCCUCGCCAGUCGUACGUGAAGGCGAGGGCAGUUACAGAGGGGGCGUUGUUGGUGUCGUGUAACAUUCAUAAACAUUUUGCCAGUGUUUGAUUUCAUGUGGCAGUGGUGUGGAGGGUUGAUGUCAGCUUUGAUCGCACAUCUGUCCCCACUUUGAUUCCUGUUGAUUCCAACUGACCCCCGUCCCCGAAAAAAGAUUAGAAAAUGUUUUCAUUUCAAAUAUAAAUUAUUGACAUAUUUUAUUUGAGAGGAAAUGUGGGCAUAAAGGAUAUCGCCUGUUUCCUCUAAACUCGGUGGUGAUUUCCUUGCUGUAGCUACAACACUACCGCUGAAGGAAAGCUGAGGCAACAUGUAGACAUUUUCAGUGCAGUGGUUAUCGUCACGUGAUAGAUGAACAGUAUAUUUGUAACAUUUCAUGAUGAUCAUGAAGCAGAGGAAAAGUUGCAAUAAGUCCUUUUAUGAUCAAGCUAUCUGUCAUGUUUGACGAUAAGACAACGUUGUUGGGUGGAGCAGAAGCCAUAAAGCAAACUGCUUGCUUUGUAUGUGUGUGUGACUUGAAAUAAUAAUUCAAUAACGCCGUAAUAAUAACAAUUGUGAUAUAAAAAAAUGUAAUGUCUGUGCUGUCAUCCUGUGCAAUCGAUUCUUUUUCUUUCGUGAAGUGGCUGCCGUGACACGCAGUUCCUCAUCAUUCUUUGUCUGGUUCUUUGUUUCACAAUAUCUCUGUCAUUCUGUCUCUGAAAGGAUUUCAGUGAUUUCUUUUUUUGUUUUAAAUGCAAUAAAACAGAUUUUUAGGAUAAUGUG